This is a messenger RNA of Scatophagus argus, 4253 nucleotides long. It is a transcript of the gene wbp1lb, whose product is annotated as WW domain binding protein 1-like b. The transcript is spliced from 4 exons. Bases 575 to 1759 code for a protein of 394 amino acids. Lineage: Eukaryota; Metazoa; Chordata; Actinopteri; Scatophagidae. The record is from RefSeq and is a predicted model, not a curated record.
ACCUCUCCCAUAUUUUUUUCAUCACUUUUUACUUUGAACACAGCACAAUAUGGGUGGAUAACAAACUUACAGGGUUGUUGAAAUUGGAUCAUGACGAGAAAGACUUUCGAAGAUGUGUUCCCGUAAACCAGAGAAGAGCAACUCAGGAUGACAACAAGGCCAUGCACUGGAGACGCACCGGUCACUGAUUGGACCGCCAGUUCCAGCUGACACGGACUGUCCAAUCGCAGGCCAGUCCGCAAAACUACUGGCGAGCCACUCAACUGAACGCCCAUCACGUUGCGCACAUGGAUCGGGUCGAGGUGACCACGCCACACCCAGUAUACCGAAGCAGAGUGCCUGAGCUGGAGGAGCAGCUUGUGUAACAGCUGUAUCGGCCAGUGGCACCGACAGCAACCAGUUGCGCCAGUACCGUGCCUUGUUGAAAUGUCCAGAACGCAGAAGAGGCGGCGCAUACAGCGGCCUCUCAGCGCGACGGGGGGCGAGAAAUAGUUGAGGAUAUUCGGGCAGAGUUUGCUAACAACGGUGUUUGAUGCGUAUGUUUUUGCCGUAGCCGCAGCCACUUUUUGGAGGAAUGAGAGGCGUGUGUUCGGCUCUUAAAAUGGGAUUGUUUUUACACGCUGUUGGCUCUGUCCCCCCAACCGAGUCCGCAGCAGAAAGGAGCCUACUGCACUGUGAAGGCGUCAACAACCAGAGCUACAUCUGUGAGACUGGACACUGCUGCGGGGAGUCUCAGUGCUGCAGCUACUACUAUGAGCUCUGGUGGUUUUGGCUGGUUUGGGCGAUCAUCUUCAUUUUGAGCUGCUGCUGCGUGUGUCACCACCGCCGCACCAAACACCGGCUGCAGCAGCAACAACGGCAGCAUGAGAUCAACCUCAUCGCUUACCGUGAAGCACACAACUACCCCUCUGUGCCCUUCUACUUCAGGUUUCUGCCAAACUACCUCUUGCCUGACUAUGAAGAGGUGGUCAACCGGCCACCAACUCCUCCACCUCCCUACAGUGCCUUACACACAGGCCCAACCUCAGAGGCUGCUAGUCCACUGACUCCUGAGCAGCAGGAGGGACGCUGUCCAACCAUCCAGCCUGCUCCGGUGCCCCUGCCCUCUGACAGUCUGUGUUGCAGACCCAGCAUAGAAGAAUCACAACCCGCCAUUUUAGACAUUAGGCCAAAGCCUGAUAACAAACCAAUGCACACUGCACAAGAGUCAAGCGUGAUACUGCUGUCAGAUGGGCUAAAUGGCGAGGAACUUAACAGCGAGGAGAAACGAAGUGAAUGUGGAGAUGACUCCUGCAAGGACCCCCUGCUGAAGGACCUAUCAGAGUGUUGUGCUGAUGACAAAGACCGACUCCCCAAUGGAAGGAGGAGGCGAUUCACAGGGGACUCUGGGAUUGAAGUGUGUGUGUGUGGCACACGUGGGAGUAGUGGUUUUAGUGGAGCUGGAGGGACAGGCCAGGAGGGCAAGGAGUUUAGGGAGCUGGAGAGCCUGCUGGGGCGCGAUGGAGGUGACGAGCAGGAAGUAGAGGUAGAAGUGGGUGACUUCUGCGACAGCUGCGGUCAUCAAGCCUCCUUUAGUGUGGAGGAGGAGCAGACGCUGGGUGGGCUGGAGAGGCGAGCGACGCAUGGGCCGUCAGGACCUCCUCAGCCGGCUAGCCAGAUAGGCAGUGCCUCAGUCCACCCACCAGUGUGCCUCCUCCUCCACACCAUAAAUGAGCAGGAGGGGCCGCACCACAGCACCAGCACUGAGCCGCAGGGCUGAAACCCGUUUAACACAUAUUUGUGUCAUAGAGGGAAGGAGAGAGAGCACUUGAUACAGAGCAUGGAGGCAUGUGUGUUUGUAACAGACGACGUGUUUUAUGUCUAAAUAUUUUCUAGGUAUCUAGUAUUUUUAUGAAUGUGUGCAUAUUAGAUAAAAACAAGUGUGGGAGCAGGAAGUGCAAUCUCAACGACCAGUGAUUGACAUCCCAAGGUUGAGAAAGCCUGCUCCUCCCAACACUGGAACAGUGGCCUUAACCUGUGUAUUUUGGGAUAUAUUUGGGCAGUACAAGCCCUUUUAACAGCCUGUGGCAAGUGAGACUUCUCACACACACAUGCACGUGCACACACACGCACACAGUUCUUCAGUUGUCCAACAGAAGCUACUGACACACAAUCAAAGACUUGAUAGAUGGACAGAUUCACUGCCCAGGAUGAACGCAGCUCUCCUCACCAGGUGCUUGCAACAAUUGUGCAAAGCUGUUCUCUGCAGGCAGGACACCACGUAGUGAAGACAAAACAAAAACAAAAAAACAAAACAACACACCAGGAGCAUUUUGUAUGUGCAAUGUGGAAUUACCACAGCGUGUGCUUGUUAAACUGAUACUGUACAGGGACGCUAGAACAAGACUGACUGUGUUGGACGUUCCAUUAGAUUCAUUAGCUUCAAAGUACUUUUUCAGCCAUUGAAAACCGCUCUGCCUUGUGUCUGUUUGUGUUGCUCUCUAUCUGCUCUAACUAGUGAUAGAGAAGUAUAAGUGCAUUAAUAAAUCUUCAUGUGAGCAGUUUCUAUUUUGCACAAAAUGUAUUUAUCUUUAUAAAUGAAGCUUUUAGCCCAAAAAAAAAUCAAAACAGAAAUGCUUAGUUUCAGUAAUUCAGUCUUAAAUUGCAAUACGUGAUUAAUUUUGUAGGAUUUUGUUGCAACAUCUGUAAGAAAUGGACCUUUGUGAAUUACUAGUAGGGAAUGCAACAGAUUCACUUUGUACACAGUCAUUUUUUUCGAUGAACAAUGAUAAGCUUCAGUGAAGCUGAGAGACCAUGAGAAAGCAGGUACCAAAAAACAAGAAAAGAAUAUUAAGCUUCUCUGAGAUUACAGCUGAGAUGGGAAAUGCUAGACCUCAAACUUUUUUGUCAGUCACUUCGGUAGAUCACCAUCAUCACCAGCUACAAAUGCCCUUUGUAUUGGAUUUUCGUAUUAGCACAGUGCAUUUGCUGUGAUAUUCAUUGAUUAAACAUUUAUUACAGCUUCUUGAAUUAUCUGUUAAUGUUGGUUUCAUUCAACUGGACUUAAUGUGAUUUUCAUAUGGCUUGAUGCUGAAAAUCCGUUUGUGCUAUUUGAGAGGAAAUGCUUCUUUUAGGGAAAAAAACAAACAAAAAAAAUUCUGUGUAAAGUAAAUUGAGAAUUCCUCCCUUACUCAACUUCAUAUAAAGUCAAUAAAACCCAUUAUUGUCAUGGUUGUGGACAAACAGCAAGAGUCUGCACACAAAGUAUUUGUAGUACAAGUACCCAACAGGCGAGUUAUCAGUUCUGUUAAUCUAUCUUCUCUGGAAAAUUCAUGGGUUUGAACUGCCUUUAAGAGUUUGAAUGUUUUAAAUCUGAGCUUUGAGUCCAAAUCUAGCAGUAAUCAAGCAGUAAUACAGAGAUUGACUGAUGAUGAAAUUGAAAAAUGCCACUGAUUAUAUAAUGAACAUGCUGUGUAAAACCUUUCCAAAUUGAGUUCAGUCAUUUUUUUUUGUUUGCCCACACUCUGUAAUGAACUGGAACCGGUGAUGUCAUUGUGUCAUGUAAAUUCUAUUUUUAUUAUUUUUUUUCCCAGGUUUUCCUUGGAGCUUCCUCAAACAUGCGCACACUGCAUUGUUUGCAAAGCACAAAUGUUUCAGUCUUACGGAUUUAUAUUUGCCCCUGGAAACAAUUUAAUCAAAGAUGUCUCCCAAAAUUUCUAGCACAAGUUAAAUUGUAACGUGGAGUUUCCGUACUAACGAUUCUUAACUACCAAUGCCUAAAGAUACUCUAAAGAGCUUUAUAUGCUUAUACUUUUUGUGAGCUAGAAAGUAAUAUUGUGUAAUGGUGGUACAUGUAGUACCAAUAUGAGUUAUUUUUCAUAUCAGGUGAAUCCUUUAAAAAAUUAUUGGUAAUGUAUACAUUUUCAGAACCACUUUUCAAAUUGUGUAUAAUCUUCUGUAGCAUGUUUGUGAACCAAGAUUUGCUUUCAUAAUUUUUAUGAAAUCAUUGGCUUUAUGUUGUUCUCAUUAUGGGUAUUAUUUUUUCUGUUGAGAAAGGAUUUAACUUUUGCUUUGACUUAUCCUAUAGUUGUAUGAAGGGUACGUUUGACAGUAGACAGCUUGUCAACAUCGGGGCCCUCUCGCCAAAGACACGUUUGUUUGUUCACCAAUGUGUGCCAGGAGGUUUGGUACACAUUUGAAUGUUCUGAUCAUAAGCCAUUUAUUACAACAACCGAAAUGGAUGUAUGUUCAAUAAACAUGUCCGCUUAAAUCCA